AUGACAAGAGACGAGGCAGAGUUCAAAAUCGAAGAGGGCGCCCGCGUGUUGGUGCGUGGCAAGUACGCAGGGGUAAUCCGGUACGUGCCGCCGCGUCGAUCGGCUCUUGUGGGCGUAGAGCUCCUUCGAGCGCGAGGCGACAAUGACGGCGUCGCUGAAGACGGCGAACGUCACUUUGCAUGCAAACCGUUGCACGGCAUCUUUGUCCGCGAAGAGCAGCUUGAUGCCUUUUCGGAACGAGACAGGGCAGCGUGUGUCGUGCAGAGUGUCUGGCGACGGUCGCGUGCAUGGCGAACGUUUCGCCACCUCGUGUUUUCACAUGCGUGGAAUCUAUUGGACAGCACGCAAGAGCAUCUCGAUCUGAAGCGCUCUGAGCUCUUCAAGUCGGCAGAACAGACGCUCGCGCAGCUGACGAACACACAACAGUCGGUGUCUCGGACAGUGUCGGAUGUUUUUGUGGCUGGGAUCACGAUCGACCCUUCGUACGCAGGACCGCACUUACGCUGGCCGCUGGAGCUGUCAAAUGUCUUGGAGAUAUUGGAUUCAUUCAAGACGACGCAAGUCAUGCACUACAAGUACGUGCUGGAAGUCCUCAAAGAAGGCGUGCGGUCGCUCGGUCCGUUGCCAACGUUGCAGGAAAUUUCGCUCGUCGAAGGAGAAAAACUCACGGUAGUGGGAGAUCUCCAUGGCCAACUACAGGACCUCUUCUCCAUCUUCUCGGCCAACGGCCUUCCUACUCGGACCAACAAGUAUCUUUUCAAUGGAGACUUUGUGGACCGUGGCAUGUACGGCACGGAGGUAGUCAUGACACUCCUGCUCUUCCGUUUGCUGUACCCGACCAGUGUGUUUCUCAAUCGAGGCAACCACGAGUCCCGGAAUCAAAACUCGUGGAUGGGCUUCGAGGACGAAGUGUGGUUGAAAUAUUCCGGUGCCGACGAAGACGAUUUCGAACGCCCAGCUCUCAUUUUCGAGUGCUUCCAGACGCUGUUCGAGGCCAUUCCACUCUGCGCUGUUCUACAGGAGAAAAUCUUUGUCGUGCAUGGGGGACUGUUUUCGCGCGACAAUGUCACACUGGCUCAUUUGCGCGGCAUUUCGCGCAAGCGUGAGCCCCCGCUCCAUGAAUCGAACUUCGAAGACAAGAUCUUCGAAGACAUGCUGUGGAGCGAUCCACGUCCCAUUCAAUCGCGGCAGCCGUCGGAGCGUGGUGCUGGCGUGGAGUUCGGCAUUCACGUCACCAACAACUUUUGUUUGGUGAACAAAAUCGCGUUGGUUAUCCGCUCGCACGAGUGCGUACUCGACGGCUACGAGAUCCUUCACGGCGGCCGAUUGAUUACGUUGUUUUCAGCUUCGAGGUACUGCGGAACCCAAAUGAACAAGGGGGCUUUCUUGACCUUAGGACCAGACUUGCAUCCGGAAAUACAGCAGUUUUAUGCCAAUUCCAUGAAUGAGAGCACAUUCGAGGCACCAGAACAGGCACAGAUGCAGGGUGUGUUGGAAGAAGAUACUCUUCGAAUGAUCGCAGAGCGUAUUUGCGAUCACAAGGCGUCAUUGUACUGGUACUUCACGCAGCACGACGAAGAGCACAAAGGCACUGUGCCUAGGUUGGUCUGGGCCGAAGCACUACGGUCCGUGUUGCAAAUCGACUUACCUUUCUUGACGUACCAAUCCAAGCUCGCAGAAGUGGUAGACGGCGACCCUGGACGUAUCAAUUACUCGCAUUUCUUGGCUCGAUACCGCAUUGAGAACGACGCAAUGGAUAACAGCGGCUGGCAAGAAAGUAUUAUUGCGCUCAUUUGCAAGAAGCUGUACCGUGCAAUGGGCGCUGGUGACAUGCAGCAAGCUUUCAAGGUGUUUGAUGCCGACCUAAACGGCUUUAUCGAGUACGAGGAAUUUGUCAGCACGCUCAAGCAGAUGGACACAGGGCUGGCAGAUCAGCAGAUUUUCGAGCUUAUGCGCACCGCCGACACAAAUGACGAUGGACGGAUUGAUUUCAACGAGUUCGCACAACGAUUCGAGGUCAUCUUCACGGACCAAGGCGGAAACCGCGAGAUCGAAGUGGUGGCGCCAUCUCCAGCGGAUCCAGAAACGGAGAUACCUCGUACUGAACAAGGCGAGGCGGUACAGACCGAGCCCAUCUUUGCGCGCCGUGUGUCCUCAGCUGAUGAUCAGUCGACGUUCACACCACGACCCGCAAGCAAUCUGGACGUGGAGACAAUGCAGGCGCUAUUGCAAGUUGGCAAAACAUUGUUUUCGCUUCGCGGAUCGUUGCAGUAUCACUUCUUCCAUUUCGACAAGAACGAUGACGGUGUCCUCUCUCGCAGUGAGUUCGAGCAGGCGCUCCAGCAGUUGGGCUUUCACUUUGAACAAAGUCUGUUAGAUCGGGUGAUGGCUGCUGUGGACAGUGACGGCGGCCAGUCAAUCGACUACAAGGAGUUUGUGGCAGCGUUCAGUGUGCAAGAUGUCAAAGAACAAGCAGCACUCGUGUCCGGCGACCUCACGUGGCAAAACUCGGUGUUGCAGCAGGUCUCGAACGUCUUCUACCAGCACCGCAUUCACCUUCGCAAUGCCUUCCGCAUGUUUGACGCCACGAACAGCGGGGUCAUCAGUCGCGACAAUUUUCGCACGGGUAUCCAAACGUUCAACGUUGUGCUCAAUUCCCCGCUGUCGGAUGACCAGAUUGAAGAGCUGCUGACGUACCUCGAUAGCAACAACGACGGCGUGAUCAGCUACAAGGAGUUCUUCGACGGCUUUCGUGUAGUGGACGUCCGCGUUGAUGAUGACAAGUCGUCCGCGAUAAAGUGUCAAGGAGAACCGACUGUAGAUGGCGAGACGCUUGUGCCUGUUGCCAAGUCGCCGAUCGACUGCGCGUGCGAAGAAUAA
Molecule: messenger RNA, 2880 nt
Organism: Hyaloperonospora brassicae
Lineage: Eukaryota; Oomycota; Peronosporomycetes; Peronosporales; Peronosporaceae
Source: the annotation of a GenBank genome assembly